Messenger RNA from Microbotryum saponariae, 1192 nucleotides. The record is from the annotation of a GenBank genome assembly. Lineage: Eukaryota; Fungi; Basidiomycota; Microbotryomycetes; Microbotryales; Microbotryaceae.
AUGCGAAGUAGCUUGCUCCGCGGAAUCGUCCUGGCGCUCGUACCUCUUGUUGUGGUCCAAGCCGCACGUGAAACGAUCCAAGAAGCAGGUCUGUUCAUCCCAGCGAUCCUUCGCGUUCUCUGUGCACCGAGUAGGCAGACCACUGGGAUGUUGAUACCUCCCUCCCAUGUAACAGCCAUCCAUGCUCGCGAACUGCUUCAAUACAGGGCCUAUGGCGUGGGGACGUUGAUGUCGAACUACCCUCAGGACUUUGAGGUGCCCGAACUGAGAGGUUUGCCAAUCGGUUUGCAGGUGCGUUCGAGCUGGCACGAUGGGAGACCAGAAAGCCUUGUAGGGAUACCAGCUAGACGCAGCCUGAGAGCUCCCUGAGCGGUUGGAUAUGUAUCGCAGGAGUACUACAGCCUCUAUCCUGGAUCGGACGGGGAUUUGCUCCUGCUCGUGAUGCCCAUUUCCAAGGUCGGUCACCAUCCCCGGCAGUCCACUGUCGCAGAGUCAAAGUCUGUGCUCUUUCUCAAACCAAGCUUGUUGAAUCCAUAGAUCUUCCGUAAUGCGCUACCCCCGAACGCACCCAACAUGACGAUGACUGUCGCGGAUCUCUACGGCUUCGGCACCGGGAACCUCGCCGCUGGUCGGAUGCGCAUCGCCCUGUUCGGCACACUCGAACUCAUCACAGACGAGGAGGAGAGUGCGAAGUGCAAGAAGGCGUAUUUGGAAAAGCAUGGGGAUGCGAGGGGAUGGGCGGGGGAGAAGGGUCCCCAUUCGAGUGUCUGGGGCAGACUAAGGGUCGAGAAAGUGUAUGCCUUUGUGAGUUUGGGACUCGGGGGCGUCUUUGGAAGGUGAAGAUAUGGAGUGCUUAAUCACUCUACUUUGGACAUUACGUCAGGAUGGUUUUGGAGACGUUGCGUACAUCGGCUGGGUCCCCCUCGAGAUGUACCGAGAAGCGACAAGCAAGAUGAGGUCUCAGAAGCAAGUCAAGAAGGACUGGCCCGUGCCUCGGCAGCCCGACGACUCGGGGCUCGUCUCUGCGAGAUGGUUGUUCGCCGAAACGGAUUUGUUGAUGGCGGAUGCUGCAAGGGUGACGACGUGUGAAAGUCUGGGUGAGGACGACUGUGAGAGGCUCCUCUUAGAGGCCAAGGUGACCGGCUCGGGGGAGGUAGUGGAGGCUGAGCCGAUAUUCACGCUCCAGCUUUGA